Messenger RNA from Fusarium fujikuroi IMI 58289, 1602 nucleotides. RefSeq names its product probable maltose permease (MalP). Lineage: Eukaryota; Fungi; Ascomycota; Sordariomycetes; Hypocreales; Nectriaceae. The coding region runs from base 1 to 1602 and encodes 533 amino acids. Gene Ontology annotation, biological process: carbohydrate transport; transmembrane transport. The record is from RefSeq and is a predicted model, not a curated record. Gene Ontology annotation, cellular component: membrane. The transcript has 4 exons. Gene Ontology annotation, molecular function: carbohydrate:proton symporter activity.
AUGUCUCACAUCAAAUCCAAGCAAGAAGUUGAUACCUCCAAGCUCGAUGAUGACGUUGCAGAAUUCCACGUCGAGCAAGCUAUGAAAGCAUCUGAAGUCAAAGUCCAAGCAGGCCAGCUUUCUUCGGGAUACGAGUCCCUGGGCUUGUGGCAAACCGUCAAGGUCUUCAAAGUUGCUACGGCGUAUUGUUUUGCAGCUGCUUUCAGCGCUGCUACCGAUGGAUACCAGAUUGGUAUCAACGGCAGUAUCAUCGCCAACAAGGGCUUCGUCCAUCAGUUUGCGACUGCGACCAACGCCGACGGAGACGAAUACCUCACUGCUCCUACCCUCGCUGGCUGGAGUUCCAUCAUGUCUGUCGGUCAAAUCAUCGGCAUGUUGACGAUUCCCUUCCUGUCCGAUAGAUAUGGCCGCAAGAUUGCUAUGUGGACAUAUUGGACUAUCCUUGUCAGCAGUGUCCUAUGCGAGACUCUAGCCAGGACCUGGCCUGUUUGGCUCGCAGCUAAGCUUCUCGCGGGUGUCGGAGUUGGCUGUCUUCAAUCGACUCUGCCAGUGUAUAUCUCAGAGUGUGCGCCUACCCGCAUCCGCGGAGGCCUUCUCAUGUGCUACAGUCUCUGGUGGACCAUCGGAUCCUUCUUCGCCUAUAUCGCCUUGCAGCUUCUGAACCGAAAGAACCCCAACAUUUGGCUUACACCAAUUUAUACCCAAUGGGCUCAGAUUGGUAUCAUGUGUCUCAUUUACGUCUUCCUCCCAGAGUCACCUGCCUGGUGCGUCAGUCGCGGUAACGCAGAUCGUGCUAAGAAGCAGCUGCUGAGGCUCAACCGCGGCGUUGUCGACUAUGACGAAGAGCGUCAGUACCAGAUAAUCGUCCAGACCUUUGAGCAUGAGAGGGAAGUCGCAGCCCAGCAGAAGAAGGAGCAUUGGUAUGCCAUCUUUCGCGGAAUCGAUGGUCUUCGAACUGUCAUCUCGCUGUGGCCGAAUCUCACCCAGCAAUUCAUUGGUCUAACACUUUUUGCGACUUUCGGAACCUACUUCUUCCAGCAAGCCGGUCUGGCUGACCCUUUUACUAUCAAAUGCAUCACGUCUUCUAUCAAUAUUACAACGCUGUUGAUCGUUGUUUUGGUGGCCGAUAAGAUUGGACGACGUCGUAUCUCAUGCUACGCCACGACGCUUUCGUGGACAUCCUGUGUAGUCAUCGGAAUCCUUGGUCUGAUCCCUAGGACAACGGCGACUUCGAACAUCUUUGUGCUGUUCGUAUGCCUCUGGAAUGUUGGAAUGAUCUCCAACGGUGCUGCUGGUUGGGGCUUCAUAGCUGAAAUCUCUUCCCUGCGUCUUCGCCCACAUACCGCUGGCUUUGGAGCUGCCUGCACUUGUGUUGCUGGAGUUAUCAUGAACGUACUCACCCCAUAUAUGGUCAACGCCAACAAGUGGAACUGGGGUUUCAAGACUGGCUGGUUCUACGCUGGUGUCGGGCUGCCUUUCCUCAUUGGUACAUGGCUUCUACUACCGGAUACAUCAGGUCGCACUGCGGCUGAGGUCGAUGAACUUUUCGAGAGGAAGAUCAAGCCUUGGAGGUUCAGCAAGACUAAAACCACGGCAACUUAA